AUGUACAGCCUGGACACCAGCUUGACCAAAGCAGGUGGCACAUUUGCCUGGUCGAAGGCAUUGAAAGAUAAGCUUGAGGAGCUUCGUAAGACUCAGUGGAUAGAUUUGCUGCAGCAGCAGGUGGAUAGUUUGUUUCCUCCGUUGGGAGAGAAUAUUGCUUCGGACAGACGUGACGGCACUUCCAAGCGCUUGGUGGAUGUGGUAAGCCGAAUGCUGGAGACAUUUGGAGAUCCAUAUGCGCAGUACUACCCUCCAGAGGAGUGGAGUGAAAUCAACGAUGUGGCCGCUGGCCGUGACGUGGUUGGCAUCGGAGUAGCCUUUGCGCAAGACACGGCUCGAGGUCGAGGUGCCGCCCCUGAGGUGGUUUCAGUGGUGCCAAAGAGCCCCGCUGCGGAGAAAGGCGUUCGAGUCAGCGAUCGUCUCGUGGAGGUCGAUGGAAAGCGCGUCCGGACGCCUUCGGAUGCAGCUCGUUGGAUCCCGGGACUGCCUGGGACAAUCGCCAAUGUGAAGUUCCAGCGCUCAAUGCCUUGGGCACCUCCGGUAGAAUAUGCGGUUGGAGUGCAGCGGCAGGGAAUGCGUGUAGAUGCAGUUGAAUUCCAGCAGCUCUCCGAUGUGGCGGGUUGCAUCCACAUCAUCAGCUUCAAUGGGCCAGAUGUGAUUGCCCCAGUGCAGCGUGCUUUGCAGCAGAUGGAAAGGUUGGGACUGUUCGUUUUGGUGGUGGACCUGAGGGAGAACUGUGGCGGCCGCCUGCGGGAUGCUCUUAAGAUAGCAGAAAUGCUUCGCGCUGCUGCUUUUCUCAAGGCGCUGAUUUUAACCAAAUGCAUCCAUUCAGUGACUCACUGCAGCACUUGCACCUCCCCGAAAUGA
Molecule: messenger RNA, 867 nt
Organism: Cladocopium goreaui
Lineage: Eukaryota; Dinophyceae; Suessiales; Symbiodiniaceae
Source: the annotation of a GenBank genome assembly